Molecule: messenger RNA, 2883 nt
Organism: Thelazia callipaeda (thelaziosis nematode)
Lineage: Eukaryota; Metazoa; Nematoda; Chromadorea; Rhabditida; Thelaziidae
Source: the annotation of a GenBank genome assembly
AUGCUGAAGUUUUCACGUUUUACAAAUCAUAAUUACAAUCUUUUUUUCAUUUCAGGAUGUUCCCUACCAGAAGAAAUUGUGCGGAAAAUUCAUCAGGUAGAUCAGCAAAGUUCCACACUUACGACAGCGGGUAUUACAGGUUUUUCAGCGCGCAUCCUCGACAAGUCAGAAUAUCGACUAGAAAAAAGAGGAGCUGCUGGUGUAGGCGAUAUCGUUGUUGUUCAGUUGGUUGAGAUUAUAAAAAAACCUGGACAAAGUCUUGGCUUAUAUCUUCGAGAGGGAAACGGAACAGACAGGCAAACAUCAGGAGUCUUUGCUUCUCGUUUUGGAGAAAAUUCAGAACUUGAACGAUAUGGUGAUAUUGUUCGUCCAGGAGAUGAAAUUCUAUCCGUUAACAACGUAGACGUUUCUGCAAUGAGCAUCGAUGAUGUAGUACUGGUACUUUCGAUACCACGUCGUCUUUUGCUCAGGAUACGUUAUAUUAAGAACAGAAGGGAGAGAAUGACCCAAUCUCAGUCAAUGGUUACACGGCCAGUAGUAGUCUUCCAGAAGAGUGAUCAAGAACAACAGGAUGACACGUCAACUUCAUCCCUGCUGAAUCACCCAACUUCAACUGCUAAUACGUGGCUUGGAAAGAAAGCUCGUCAACAACAGGAAAUGGUGAAGCGCUGUCCUCAACCGUCUUCUUCGGUCUCUUCAGCGAUACCUCCUGCUGUCACAAAUGUGCAAACCAGGUUAACACUUAGUCCUCGUCAACACCAUACCAUCGCUUACCCAUCUCGUUUCUUAAAUUGCCCGGUGGAACCAGUGGAGGAAACCGUUUCACGGACUGCACGUGUGCCACCACCUAAAAUAUUGCCUUCCGCGGUACGUCGCGCUGACAGUUUUAUCGUUGCUCAAUCAUCCACUCAGAUGUUACCUUCCUCGUACACUUGUUCAAUGCCUCGAUCAUUUACUCAACGCUCCAUACCGCUGCCAUCAUUCCCAGGACCAUCAACGGCUCCAGACAGCAAUCCUCAGGCUUCAUCUGAUGCUUAUGAUGGUUGCUCGGAAAAUUUCGCUUUUUCGCAGUUUCAUGUACCCUCCAGUGCAUCACGUCAACUUCCCAUAGGUCAGCGUUCCCUUAGUGACGUAGCUGGUUACGCUAUGCAUCGUUCGCUUUGCUCUCCCCCGGAAGCUGUCGAUAGAAAAUAUGUAUAUCGUAUUCAAGCAGCUCCAUCGUCGCCAUCCACUGCAGCGGCUUGGCAUCCCAUUGAUCAACCAAAUAAAAGUAAUUCAUUGCCCCGUCGACGUGCAACUUCCAGCACUACACCUCGAACUGUGAAAUGGAGGAAUGAUGUCAUUGGUGGCACAAGUAUGCAUCCACUCUGUAAUGAAUCGGAUGGAGCAAUAUCAGCACCUGAAACAAUGUUAUCACCAUCAUUUAUCGGCUCAUACCUCAAACAACAAGAUACUCGAUUACCCCUUGGUCUCGGUAAUAUCAGCGCGCAGUAUGGACGGACUAUCGAUGAUAUAUUUUCAGCUCAGGAAUAUCGAAACUGGGCUGGAAUUGACGUAGGCAUGAAGUCGCAAGAAAGGCAUUCUAGAUGGUCUCAUACAUAUGGGGAGAAACCAGGUGCUUCCAAUCGAAGUUCAUCGCUUCCAUCCAGGGCUAUAUUAAAUUCUGCUAACAGGUUUUCACUUGGCCAUGAACGAGGUGACUUAUUAGAUAAGUUGCACGUAUCGCCUUUAAUGAACAGAAGAGUGCCGUUAAAAGCAGCUGGUCCUGGUUUUGAUGUAGAUACUCCUUUACAUGUUACUUCACUCACUGGAUUGCUUGUUGUUCAGAUCAUCGAAGGACGAGGGUUAAAAAUGCCUGAAAAGCAAAAAGCAUUUACUGAAGAGAUGUACUGCGUGCUAGAGGUCAAUGAAACGCAUCGUGCAAGAACGGGUGUUUCUACGGCUGAACAAAAAUUUCGGUGGCGUGAAACGUUUGAAAUUGACGUGCAGCAUGCGACUCAUACAAAUUUUUUCGUUUAUUCAUGGCAUCCACAAUAUCGACAUAAAUUGUGUCAUAGAGGAUCACUGAAGUUAUUAGAAGCAUUUAUUGUGGAUCGUUUGAAUGGUAAUCGAAUGUUUGCAUUAAAUUUGGAACCAAAAGGUCAACUUAUUGUUAAAAUCGCUUUUCAUAAUGUUGCCGUGGCUUUUCGAAGGACCGUUAACUGCAGGUAUGAUGGUGUAUUUGGGGUGCCGUUGCAGCGGUUGGUUGCGAAAGAAGGACGGGAAACACCUUUAGUACUUUCUCGUUUAUUACAGGAAAUUGAACUGCGUGGUGUUAAUCACUCUGGUCUUUAUAUUUUGUGUGGGUCUCUAGAAAAAAAACGUAUUUUGCGUGAAGAACUGGAGUUAAGUGUGGAAAGAGCGCAAUUAAGUGUGGAUGCAGUUCCGGAUACUAACGUAUUGACAUGUCUAGUGAAAGACUUCUUACGUGAGUUACCAGAACCACUGAUAUCAACCUCCAUAUACUGUAUGAUUGUAGAAGCAUUCUCCGUCGCAUUACCCAAUGAUCCACAAGGAAAUCGUCGUUUGCUAUUAAGGGUCAUUGACUGCCUGCCUACACCUAAUAAGAACACACUAAUACAAAUAAUGGAUCAUUUGAAAAUGGUGAUGAAUUCCGAGCAACACAAUGGAAUUACCACAGCUCGUUUAACUGGCAUCUUUGGUUGUCUGCUUUUUUGUUCCUGCGAUUUGCCGGUUGAUAUUAGUACUAAAAGUAGUGGUGGUGCGUACCCAACAAAACCAACCAUCAAUCCUUUAGACACAGAUCAAGCUGCUCGUACAUUCAGCCUACUUUUUGACAUUUGGCCAAGCCGAGUUAGUAAGUCUGUCAACUAUUAUUCCUGA